AUGGAUCUCAGCUACCGAUUCCUAGGCCGCACGGGCGGGGCGCCUGACGACACCGGAGACGCCGGCGCGACACAUUCACACGCGCCAUCCGCCUCGACUGGGUGCUGGGCCGACGCUGUCGGGGAAGGCCAUCGGCUUGCCCGCGCCCAUGGGUAG
Molecule: messenger RNA, 156 nt
Organism: Phialemonium atrogriseum
Lineage: Eukaryota; Fungi; Ascomycota; Sordariomycetes; Cephalothecales; Cephalothecaceae
Exons: 1
Coding region: 1-156 (51 amino acids)
Source: RefSeq, a predicted model, not a curated record